Messenger RNA from Gigantopelta aegis, 4413 nucleotides. RefSeq names its product zinc finger MYND domain-containing protein 11-like. NCBI's taxonomy places the organism in Eukaryota, Metazoa, Mollusca, Gastropoda, Neomphalida, Peltospiridae. The record is from RefSeq and is a predicted model, not a curated record. The transcript is spliced from 15 exons. Gene Ontology annotation, biological process: regulation of transcription elongation by RNA polymerase II. Bases 139 to 1962 code for a protein of 607 amino acids. Gene Ontology annotation, molecular function: transcription corepressor activity; DNA binding; protein binding.
GUAUGACGUGAACACAUUCAGCCAUGUUACUUGUUUUCAUGCUGGAUUGCAAAAAACAAAUCGGUAUACUUUCAAGAUUCAGCUAAUUUUGCUAUUUUACAUCGUUGGUGUUAGAUAAAUGUCACUUUGAUUGACAAGAUGGUACGUCCAGUGAAACGUCGCUUGACCCCGGUCAUCACAGCCAUUCAGUUGCUUGAUGCCGUCAUAUACAUCCGCCAGCAGAAACAGAUACCGAACAUGGAGCGUCUGAUCCGAUACAUGCAGCGGUGGCACGACAUCUCGGAGACAGAUACGGAGAAACACAUUAAUAAUGCAGUAGCUGAUGGCUUUCUACGGUCCUACACAGCCGUCGGGACCAAGGGUUCAAAGAUUGGCUCGGAGCAAGAAGGCUUUCGUAUUCCCGAUGAUGGCGAGAAUGAGGAGGCCGAGGCCACACACGACUGGUAUUGUUUUCACUGUCACAAGCCGGGGGAGAUGUACGAGUGUAGCGACUGUUGGCGCGCGUUCCAUGCAGACUGUCAGGAUGAAGACACGACGGGCGUACAAUUUGUUUGCUCAAUAUGCAAGGAAACUGAGGCAGGUCGCAAGAAAAACAAGUUAUCAAAGAAACUUUUGAACAGGCUUCUGAGCUACACUAUUUUACGUCUGAAAGAAAAGACCCGUGAGCUACACAAGAUCGGCAGUAAGGAAGAGGAGGAAAUGUUCACAAGGUUUAUCUUCAGGAAGAUGGACCUCAACACGAUGGAGGAGAAAGUGGCCAACAUGAAGUACAAGUGCCUGGAGGAGUUCCUGGGGGACACACAGACCGUCUUACACAACGUGUUUCUCACAUACGGAGAUGAUAAGAGUGGAAUGUCUGAACUAGCGAGGAUAAUGAUUAGAGACUGUAAAUAUGAUCUGGAAGAAAUACGAUACUGUCCAAACUGUUACCACAUGUCAAAUGCGAAGCCUGCCAACUGGUUUUGUCAACCAUGCACACCACCUCAUGAACUUGUUUAUGCAAAGCAGAAAGGCUUUAGUUACUGGCCUGCUAAAGUUAUUAAUAAAAUUGGUGACGACUAUGAUGUCAGAUUCUUCGGAGGUUGGCAUCAGAGAGCAGUGAUACCAAAAGAGCACGUAAAACCGAUCACUAUGAACAUAAAGACUCUAGUCACAAAGAGAACGUCAGGAUUUGUAAAAGCUUGCAAAGAACUGGCCGUGCAUCAGGGUCUUGUGUCUGAUAAGAAAAGCGACCUAUAUGACACUGAAGAGAGUGACCAUGAGCUUGUAGUGGAGUUGGAGGACGACUCACCACAAGUCACCUCUACCAGUGUACUGCCGGGCAAGAAGUCCCCGGCAACAAAGGCUUCUUCUCCCGAAGAUUCUUUGGUGGUAACAUCGAGCGAAGACCAUUUGACCAACGACCCGAUCGUCACGAAGGUGGCACGCAUGAUUCAAACCUUGUCAGUGGCAUCACAGACAAACAAGUUGAAAUGCCACACUUCCUCCACUCAGACUAUUAAACGGGAAGAUUCCGAGAGUCUCGCGGUGCCGGCGACAGCUACGUCAUGCAACUGCAAGAAACCUGAGAAGCAAUUGUCUGAUCUACGGUCCAGUCUGGAGAAAGCACACAAAGAAGACCGGGAGAAGGCUUUAGCCAAUCUCUCUCAGAAGCUGAAGAAAGACUUCGAGGAGGACAAGCAGCAGGCAGUUGCCCGGGCGAUGGACAACAAACAGCGCGAGAUUGAGAAGGCACGGCGCCAGGCCGAUGAGAAGUACAAAGAACAGUACAUGGAGGAGAUGAAGAAACUCGCUCAGAAACACAAGGAGGCCAUCUCACUGACGAAGAAAAAACAGUGGUGUUACAACUGCGAGGAGGAGGCGAUGUACCACUGCUGUUGGAACACGUCGUACUGCAGCGUUAAGUGUCAGCAGGAACACUGGCACAAGGAGCACAAGCGCGUAUGUCGACGCAAACGGUAGCGCUCACCGCGUCGCUGCGUUAUGGAGAGUCGAGACUGGAGCCAUGUCUGGCCAACUACGACACUGGGACAGACCGCACACGCAUCUCACAAACGAAGUUGUCCGUCUGUUUCGGAUUUAUGAUCAUCUGUGGGAUGACAUUGAGUAUUUAAAAACAAACCAUUAUUCAGUUGGUGCAGAAACAUUCAUUGUGGUCGAUGAUGUAGUAAUGCAAUACAAACACCUAACAAAUGCAGAUGGUGGUGUAUUUACGAUGUAUGAUUUUUCUCUGGGAUACUUGGUGACGAAAUUAAGUAUUUGAAACAAACCACUAUCAGUAAUAGGGAAUUAAGCAGGACUAGCUUUGGGUGUAUAGAAAUAUUUUCAAAUUAUCUAAUGAACUCCAAAAAAUGCAGAAACACACCCAUUAUUUCCAUCAAACUAUCGAUCAUUACAUGAAAUUCGAUCACCAAAUUAAAAUAAAAUUUGCCGGUUGUGUUUAGAAUUCGCAAUUGGCAAAUUUGGUGAGUGGCAGAGCUAGCCCUGACCUGGUUGGUGCAGGAGAUUCAGUGUCAUGGAGGUCAGUAAAUCUUUCUGUAAUGACGUAUUAAUACCAAACUGAAAUCUUUGUGAUCGUAAAAUGACUGCAAUAUUUCUGAAUGUACAACCAGUCUUUGGUUUAGGACAAAUUUCCAACAAUAACUCUUGGACAAUAUUAUCUGUCACUAUUAUGAAUUUUUUUUCUCACGUUACCUGUCCUCAAAACAAGUGCACUCUCCUCCUCCUCCCGUCGUCGUCGUCGUCGUCUCUCUCUCUCUCUCCUCCUCCUCUCCUCCUCCCCCCCCCCCCCCCCCAAAUGACCGACCGACCGACCGAAACUAGAGAGGAGUAUGCAGUAGAAGAAUACUAGCCGUAAGGGGGAGUGCACUUGUUUUGAGACAGGUAAUGUAUCCAUAAAAGAGAAAACACUCCAAGUUUUCUCCAGUGUCUGUAAGGCAGUUCCAACCCAAAGGAGAAGUUGCUUUAUUUUUAGGGUUAAGCUUCACCGAGGCUAUUUCAAAAUGGUCUCCCAUGGGUUGAAACUGGCUUAUACGUGUAUAUACUAAACAUUAUAGUAAUUGAUUCUUUUAACUACAGGUUAAUUGAAAACUAAAUUGUGUAUUCUUCACCCGUUCAGAAACACAGUGCUUACAAAAUCUGUUUUGUGAGUUAAAAACAGUCCCCAUUUUCUAAAGAUAUAAAAACAUAAUAUCUCCUUAAUUAUGAGAUCUUAACAUUUAAUUUGCUAGAAUAUUAAAGAAACACAGCAUCGUAACUUGGUGUGUAUAUAUAUAAAUAUUGCAACAAAACUAUCACAAAUGAGACUUCAUAUGUCAUGUAGCUUGAGCUGCUACUUAUUUAGAAAUGGCAUAAAUCCUCAGGUAAAACAGAUUUUAUAUCUUAUAACUGUUUUAAAUAAUUUUUAGUGAUGUGUGUUUACCAGACUAAUGGUUUGUAAUAAAAUUGUAAUGUAUCUGAAUUUACCACAAUUCCCCAAGUUUUUAAGGACAUUAAAUUAUGAAAGAUAAAAAAUAAUUAAUUGAUUUUAACAUAUAAUUAAUCGGUGAUGAAGAAUAAAAAAGUUCAAUAGAAUAUUCUUACCUUCGAGUGCUUGCUUUCACUAAUGUUAUAUCUGAAGGUUGAUUCAAAAGUUAUAAUCUAUAGUAGUGGGUUUUUUGUGUGGAGAACUUUAGAGGGUAUUAGAGCAGAAUAAAGUAUUGAGCCCCUUGAAUCAUUGCACAGUUCUUUGAUUUGGAUUUGUUUUAAAUGGGCUUACAAAUUUCAAAUAAGAUAUUGGUAAUUGUGCCAUAUUCUAGAGAACCAGAGAAGAAACUCGCUUUACUAAUACCCUGUGUUCAUUGUAUUUAAAAAUAGGUUGAUUGAGAAAAGUAGGCAGCUACAGAAUGCAAUGAGAACAUAUAAUUGUAAGCAAGAACAUUUGGCAGCGGCAGUGGUAAAGUAGCCAGUGAAAAUAGGCACCUGCCUUCUAUUACACACUGCUAAUUACAGGGGAACUUUACCCUGAGACGGAAUAGCUCACAGCACUGUCUAUCAGAACAAUUCAAGUACAGUGGUAAGUACAAAUGGUUGGGGUGAGUUGGAUUGCAUUUUAAACGGGUUAAUAUUGAUGCAUGGUGUUUGCACAUGAACAUUUUUAAUCAGGGCAUUUUACUUCACUUUGUUAUCCACAUAGUUCAAGAUAUUCAGGGAAAUAUAACAAGUAUGACCUACGUGUGACAUAAUGAUUUUACGUGCACAGUGAAUGACGUAAUUUUGUGAAGCGACGUCAUAACUUAAUUCAGCAUCCACAGUGUAACCGCUUAUCAAAAUGACGUCAUUUCGGAAAAUGACGUCGUUUCGUUGUCUCUUUUUAGUUACGUUUGAAAAGUUUUGACAUGGUUCUAGCUUGUUAUUCAUGAAAAUAAUAUCUUG